Messenger RNA from Paramecium sonneborni, 1282 nucleotides. NCBI's taxonomy places the organism in Eukaryota, Ciliophora, Oligohymenophorea, Peniculida, Parameciidae. The record is from the annotation of a GenBank genome assembly.
AUGGGUAAUUCAAAUUAAAAAUUGUAAGAAGAAAAAUAUGAAAAUGUGAUGAAAAAAUUCAAAUUAAAAGAGUCUUUAUAACAUACUUAACUUGGGAUGGUUAGAAUCUAUAAUUUAAAAGAUGAUAAUGUAUUAUUUUUAUGAUUGAAUAGAAUUAUUCUAUUUUUGAAUUUCAUAAGACAGCCACAACAUCAGAGGAAGCUAAACUUAUGCUAACACAUUAUAAAAAUAGAAAAUGUUAUAACAAUGAUCAUCUUACAUNAGACUUUGCUUGAUGCUUAUCCUUUAGAUACAAUGACAAAGGAAGGUAAAUUAUUUUGGUCACCACCAAAGAGAAUACCAUAGAGUAUUGAAUUUAAUGGAUAUGUUGCAUUUAAAUUUGUAGAAUAUUUUGCUAUUCUUACUGCUUAAAUUUAUGGAAUAGAAAUACCAUAAUAAUACGAUUUAAGUAAAUUAGACAUAUAGUUAUAAUAAUAAUAAGUCAAAAAGAAAAAGAAUAACUAAAUAAUAAAAGAUUUAGAAAUUAAAUAAGAAUAAUAAAAUAAUUAAUAAGAAAAUGAUGUAAAGAAUUAUGAUACAUUAAUAAAUGAGGCAAGAAUUUUAUUAGAUUAAAUUAAACCUUGUUUACCAUAACCAUAAUAAUUUGAAAAAGAUGAUGAUUUUAAUCAUCAUGUAUCAUUUAUUACUUAAGCAACAAAUGCAAGGGCUCUAAAUUAUGGUAUUCAAUAAGUAGAUUGGAUGUGGACUAAAUUAAAAGCAGGCAGAGUAUUUAUAAUAUCUAUAUAUUUUAGAUCAUACCAGCUAUGUCAACUACCACUUCUUGUAUUGCAGGAUUAUAAACUCUAGAAUUAAUUAAAAUAUUAUUGAAUAUAAAUUAACCUAGAAAUACCUUUAUUAAUCUAGCCUUAUCAUCUUUUACGUAAAGUGAACCAGGAGAAGUUAAAAAGGUAAUAUCAUUUAUCAUUUAUUUUAGAAAAUCUUGAAAAAUGGAAUGCAAAUUACAAUAUGGUCUAAAUUUAUAUUGAAAAUUAAUAAAUAUUUAGAACCAUUGUCUUCUAUUUUAAAAUAAUUAGAAACUUUAUUUAAUUCAUCAAUCAUUAGUAUUUAAAAAGGAGCUAAAGUUAUAUAUCUUGUUUAGAUGUUACCAAAAGAUGAUAAAGAACUAUAUGAAUUGCUUAACUCUCCAAUUUCCUUUUAUAUUUAAUUUAUUAAUGGUGAAUCAUAAAUAAAUGUAUAACUUUAAGAUUCUACUUGGAUUAUGAUUAAUCUUAUAAUUAUUUGA